CAUUAGCCCUGGGCUUCCUACUUGGGCUUCCUCUCUGUCCUGUGACACAAAAGCACCAUGACUCUUACCCCAAAGCUGUUGCCGCUGCUGCUGCCCCUGCUGUGGGCAGGGCCCCUGGCUCAGCAUUCAGGAUUCUGGCUGAAAGUGCCGGGGACCAUGGAGGUGCAGGAGGGCCUGUGUGUGCAUGUGCCCUGCAGCUUCUCCUACCCCGAACGCGAAUACACUGACGGUGACCCAGCUUAUGGCUACUGGUUCCAGGAAGGGAGUGAUUACAGCCAGCAUGUUCUAGUGGCCACAAACAACCCAGAUCGAGAAGUGCAGGAGGAGACCCAGGGCCGAUUCCACCUCCUCGGGGGCCCCCGGGGCUACAACUGCUCCCUGGGCAUCAGAGAUGCACAGAGAAGGGACUCGGGGACAUACUUCUUCAGGGUGGAGAGAGGGCCUUAUGUGCAAUAUAAUUACAUACAAAACCAGCUCUCCGUGCGUGUGACGGCUCUGACACAGAUACCUGACAUCCACACCCAGGGGCCCCUAGAAUCUGACCACCCCAAGAACAUUACCUGUAGUGUGCCAUGGGCCUGUAAGAGGGGGACACCCCCGACCUUCUCCUGGAUCGGGGCCGCCCUCACCUCCAGGGGCUCCAAGACUCGCCACUCCUCCGUGCUCACCCUCACCCCGAGGCCCCAGGACCACGGCACCAACCUUACCUGUCGGGUGACCCUCCCCGGAGCUGGUGUGAGCACAGAGAGGACCAUCCAGCUCAACGUGUCCUAUGCACCCCAGAACCUGACCAUCAGUGUGUUCCGAAGAGAAGGCGCAGGACCUGAGGCUCUGGGCAACGGUUCGUCUCUCCCAGUCCAGGAGGGCCAGCCCCUGCACCUGGUCUGCACUGAGGACAGCAACCCUUCUGCUAGGGUGAGCUGGACCCGGGGUAGCCUGACCCUGCAGCCCUCACAACCCUCAAAUCCUGGGGUCCUGGAGUUGCCCCGGGUGGAACUAGGGGACCAUGGGAGAUACAUCUGCAGAGCUCAGCACCUGUUGGGGUCCCUGGAAGCGUCCCUGAGCCUCCUUGUGAAGAACCCCCCGAAGCUGUUUGCUCCCUCCUGCUCCUGGGAGGGUGAGGACUUGCACUGCCACUGCUCUGCUCAAUCCCAGCUGCCCCCCUCUCUGCGCUGGCGGCUGGGGGAGGGGCUGCUGGAGGGGAACCACAGCAACGCCUCCUGGACCAUCACCUCCAGCUCUGCGGGGCCCUGGGCCAACAGCUCCCUGAGCCUCAGAGGGCCGCUGGGCUCCAGCCUCAGACUCAGCUGUGAGGCCCGGAAUGCCCACGGAAAACAGAGCAUGGCUAUCCUGGUGCUGCCAGGUCAGGGAGGGAGACCAGGGUCCAGGACAGGUGUGAUUCAGGGGGCCAUCUGGGGAGCUGGAGUCACAGCCCUGCUUGCUCUCUGUCUCUGCCUUAUCGUCUUCUUCGCAGUGAAGACCUACAGGCAGAAAUCCAGCCAGAAAGCAUUGCGCAGGGAUGGCGUCCAUCCGGCCUUGAAGACAGUCUCCCAGACUCAAAGGCCAGCUCCAGUGCCUUUCCUUCAUUCCACUCAGGAUCACCUGAGCAAACCCCGGUCAGACAGCUUCUCAGACCCCUUGCCCCCAGCUGGGGCCACCUCCCCCUCUGAGAAGGAGCAGGAGCUCCACUACGCCAACCUCAGCUUUCACAGGCUGAAACCACAGAACUUUCAGGACCAGGAGACCACUGAGUAUGCAGAGAUCAAGAUCCAGAAAUGACGACCCCAACCCGCCCCCUGCCUCCAGGAGGGCCAGCUCUGACUGGAGCCUGGACAGGACAUCUCUGAAGAAAUGUAUGUCAGACUUUGAUUCCUUAGAAGUUGACAGCCCUCUGAGCCCAAGUUUAUAAAUGGGAAUGUGACGCUCCUUGGAAUGGCUGAAAGUCACAGAUUCCUGUGUUCAAACAUCAGGCAAGCCACUUCACCUCCCCCAUGCCUUCCUGUGUUCCUUCCUCUGUAAAAUGGGGGAUAAUAUUCAUCGGGCAUAUUGUCCAGUGGGAAAAAACGCAUCAUUGGCAUUGUUAAGUACAUCCUUAUGUGUUAAGUUUACCUCAGGAUGGAGGGAGAUAUCAACGUUUGAGCAUGUAUUA
This is a messenger RNA of Callorhinus ursinus (northern fur seal), 2149 nucleotides long. RefSeq names its product sialic acid-binding Ig-like lectin 13. Gene Ontology annotation, biological process: cell adhesion. Gene Ontology annotation, molecular function: sialic acid binding. Gene Ontology annotation, cellular component: plasma membrane. The record is from RefSeq and is a predicted model, not a curated record. NCBI's taxonomy places the organism in Eukaryota, Metazoa, Chordata, Mammalia, Carnivora, Otariidae.